Molecule: messenger RNA, 4076 nt
Organism: Erythranthe guttata (spotted monkey flower)
Lineage: Eukaryota; Viridiplantae; Streptophyta; Magnoliopsida; Lamiales; Phrymaceae
Source: RefSeq, a predicted model, not a curated record
CGGAAAGGAAGCAAGAUCGAUAACAUUACCUGGACAAUAUCUGUGGAUUUGGGAUUCAAGUACUUGGUCAGGCUUCAUUUCUCCAGGCAUUCCCCUGGUACAGGGACUACAUGGUGAUGAUGAAAGGGCACAAAGAAAAGGGAAAGCGAGAUCUCAUGAUUUGCCCCCAAUCAGAUGAUGAAUUCAUGGUUGGACAUGGAUUUCACUUGAGGCGAUGUUUCCCUUAGUUGUGGCUCGAGUGGCACCUCUGCGGCACGAGACAGCAAGGAAUGGCAUGGAGAUGCACAGCCAAAAUUAUCUUCAUUGCUUCAAAUAAAGGGCUCAUCAACCGCUUCAAGUGUGACUCAUAAGUUGGUCUCUGCUGAUGAUCCAGUUCCCUACAAAACGGGUCGAUUCUCUCGUUCCCGUUUCUCCUAUACAUUUCAAGUAAAUCCGGGUGAGAAAAUUCUCCGCCUUCAUUUUAAUCCCGGUCCUUAUAAAGGCUUCAAAAGGUUCAAGGAUUUAUUCGAUGUUGAAGCCGGUCCUUUCACCCUGCUAAGCAACUUUAGUGCUUCCCUUACUGCUCAGGCUCUUAGUGUGAAUUCUUUUGUUAAAGAAUUUUGCGUGAACAUAGAAGAAAAUGAACAGUUGAACAUAGUUUUCUCUCGGUCAAGUAGUGAAUCAUUAAACACAUAUGCUUUCAUAAAUGGCAUUGAGGUUAUCUCAGUGCCUUCCGAUCUUUCUUACUUCCACAAAGGAGAUAUUGGAGUCCAAAUGGUUGGGAAGUCUCUGGUCUAUAUUGACAAUGGGACUGCACUUGAAAUAAUCCGCAGGGUAAAUAUUAAACAUGAGUCUGUUUUGUCUGGUGGUAGUAUCAGUGACAUGUUUGGGAUGUGGGAAACCAUUUCAAAGAAGAAAGCAAGCAAGAUGAACAAUAUUACCUGGAAAGUAUCAGUGGAUGUGGGAUUCAGGUAUUUGGUCAGACUUCAUUUCUCAGAGUUAGGAUUCAAGAUUGCCGAUAUUGGUGGUGUUAUUUUUACAGUUAGCAUUAAUGAAAUGAUCGCCAAUAUUGAUGAAAAUAGCAAUCCCUGGUAUAGGGACUACAUGGUGACGAUGAAAGGGCACAAAGAAGAGGGUAAACACGAUCUCUUGAUUUGUCUGCAAUCAAAUGAUGAGUUCAUGAAUGGACAUGGACCACUUAAAGGAUUUGAAAUAAUAAAGUUGAGCAACCCCGACGAUAGUCUUGCCAGUCCAAAUCCCUUGCCUUCUUCGCAUGAUUCAUCGUACCAAAAUUUACAUCAUAUUCUUGGCCAGAGAAACAUGAUUGCAACUGCAGCUAUAACACUACUUGUUGCAGUAAACACCAUUGUGUAUAUAUCUCGACAAUUUUGGGAAGCUAGUGAUACAGUGGAGGAAAACAAGCCAUCGGACAGGGCGAAACGACUGUGUCGCCGGUUUUCACUAGACGAAUUGCAGUUAGCGACUGAAGAUUUCAGCGAAUCGCAUCUCAUUGGAAGAGGUGGAUUUGGUAGAGUUUACAAAGGCCUCGUUGAUAAUGGGAGAAAGACUGUCGCAAUAAAGCGGCAAAAAUUAGAAUCCCAUCAAGGGUCGCGAGAGUUUUUGACAGAGAUUGAAACACUAACUGAGCUAAGACAUGUUAAUCUAGUCUCUCUCAUUGGCUUCUGUAAUGAGCAUGGGGAAAUGAUUCUUGUUUAUGAGUACAUGGCUUGUGGAACAUUGGCUGAUCAGCUCUACAAACUUUCAAGGACGAACCAUGACCGUCAUUCUCUCACCUGGAGGCAACGCCUUACCAUAUGCAUUGGAGCUGGUCGAGGGUUAGACUAUCUUCACACUGGCCACUCACUCAUACAUCGUGAUGUAAAGGCUUCAAAUAUCCUUCUGGAUGAAAAUUUCGUAGCUAAGGUGUCCGAUUUUGGCCUGGCUAAAUACUUAAGCACAUGUAAGUUACAACAGAGUCAUGUUAGUACAAAAGUUAAGGGCACAUUUGGGUAUUUCGACCCGAAUUAUUUUAAUACGGGUAAACUGACCAUGAAAAGUGAUACAUAUGCCUUUGGGGUGAUGUUGUUGGAAGUAUUGGGUGGUAGACCGGCAGUGGAUCCAAGAGCUGGUGAGGAUGAGCAGAUUUUGACCAAGUGGGCUCGAGAAAGCAUUAGUAAUGGAAAUCUGGACCAGAUUAUAGCUUCAAAUUUGAGGGGAGAAAUCACAGACGAUAGCCUGAAGGCGUUUGUGGAGGUUGCUGGAAGGUGCUUGCAUGAUGAACCAAAGAAACGGCCAACAAUGGCUGAAGUUGUGUUUCAACUUGAGUUUGCACUUGAGCAGCAAGAGAGGUUAAAAUGUGUUGUGUCAAACGGGAUAACAUGUAAUGUGGAUGAUUGCCAUCAUUCUGAUGACAAAACUAACUUCUCGGUUAGUACUGGGGAAAUGACAAUUGCCUCUUCUGAUGUGCAUAAUCUUUCACCGUCUCCUCCGAAAGAGCGAUCUAAUAGCAAAGUUGUUAAUGCUGAGACACCAUCUGGAAGAAAAGAAGAGGACACGAUUAGUAAACCGUCACGAUUUUCGCUAUGGGAUGCAUUUUGGAACCUUGUUAAACCAUCCGAGUUUCGUGCGGCAGAAGCAGCGGAUAAGAGCCAACAGAUUGUUAAUAUGCUGCCGAUUGUUGUCCCCGGCAUUCCAGUAGAUGAAUUAGACGAUAAAGAGACUGUUAAUAUGCUGCCGAUUGUUGCCCCUGCCAUUCCAGGAGAUGAAUUAGUGGCUAAAGAGACCGUAAAUAUGCUGCCGGUUGUUGCCCCUGCCAUUCCAGGAAAUGAAUUAGUGGAUAAACAGACUGUUAAUAUGUUGCCAAUUACCAUUCCAGGAGAUGAAUUACUGGAUAAAGAGACUAUUAAUAUGCUGCCGAUUGAUGUCCCUGCCAUUCCAGUUGACGAAUUAAAGAACAUCACCGAUACUUUUGGUUUUCAGUGUUUAGUCGGCGUAGGAUCCUAUGGAGAGGUAUACCGUGGAGUGAUGAAAAAUGGACAGGAUGCAGCCUUUAAAAAGCUAGACUCCAGUAAGCAGAACAGCCAAGAAUUUCUAGCACAGGUUUCGAAGAUUUACAGAGUAAAGCACAAAAACGUGGUUGAGCUACUUGGUUAUUGUGUGGAUGGUGGUUUGCAAGUCUUGGCUUAUGAGUUUACUCGACAUGGAUCCCUACAUGAGAUUCUUCAUGAGUUCAAGUAUGUCAAAGGCUCGGUGGUUCUGUCAUGGACCCAAAGAGUUAAAAUUGCUGUUGGGGCUGCAAAAGGAUUAGAACACAUACACAAGGAUUCAUGGCGGCAAUGUCAUGGUGACAUCAGCUCUCGCAAGAUUUUACUUUUUGAUGAUUAUGAUGUUGCUAGGAUUGAUGGUUUUGGUCUGUCAAACCGAGCCCGUGAAAGGACAUAUUCCGCUAUCCACCCGAGGUCCAAUGGUCCUUAUUGCCCCCAUGAGGCCCGAUAUACAAUGAAUGGCCGUCUAAGCAAUAAGAGUGAUGUGUACAGCUUCGGUGUGGUACUUCUGGAACUCUUGACAGGCCGUAAACCAAUUGAUCAUUCAUAUGUGUCUCUAAUUGUGACAUGGCACGAGGCAACGCCAAAGCCCGUGGUAGAAGAACAGGUACAGCGGUGUGUCGAUCCUAGACUGAACGGGGACUACCCUCUCAAGGCAGUUGCAAAGUUCGCUGCUAUUGCUGCCUCGUGUGUUCAAUAUAACGAGGAUAACCGUCCAAAAAUGAGCAUUGUUGUGAAAGCUCUCCAGCCCCUGUUGAAUGCUCGAUAUCAGUCAGGCUUGUAAAAGUUAACUGUGAAGGAUUAUCUCACCGCCCUUUUACACCCGUAUGUGUUGAUUUAAAUGUAUUGAUGUGUAAAUAAACGAUGCACUCACCCUGCAUAUGCACAAUACUCUGUAGAAAACUCAUUGGCUUUUAUCUUUUGGGUUUUUCUGAUGUGCACCCUAAACAGCUAUAUAAAGUAGUAGUUAACUUUGGGGCCAUAUAUUAGGUGACUAUUUACGAGCUCGGGAUUAUGAGCAUGCCAUAUCUGAUGAGCGCUGAGUUUUUUUCU